This is a messenger RNA of Salvia hispanica, 2589 nucleotides long. Its product is annotated as inactive TPR repeat-containing thioredoxin TTL3-like. The record is from RefSeq and is a predicted model, not a curated record. Gene Ontology annotation, molecular function: protein binding. Gene Ontology annotation, cellular component: cytoplasm. Lineage: Eukaryota; Viridiplantae; Streptophyta; Magnoliopsida; Lamiales; Lamiaceae.
UCUCUCUUUACACAUUUCUCUCUUUUCCUUUUACCUCCUCAUUAGAGAGAGAGGGUGAGAGAGGGCAAGACCUUUGACUGCAUACCUUAUGUUUGUGUAUGCAAUCAAAUAACAUUCUCCUCUAACCCAUCUCUCACUAACCCCCCCCCUUUUUCAAAUCAUGCACAUCAACCACAAUCAUUCCCAUUCUUCCUAAUUUUCUCAUCCAACAUUCUAGAUCAUGGGAGACAACGACACUCCAGCCCCUAAACAAUCCGGCUGCGGCCUCUUCCACCUCGUCUUCGGCCGCCGCAACAUCCAUACCACGCGCCGCUCCGCCUCCACCAGCUCCCUCCCGGCCCCCACCACCCGCGUCACCCGCUUCCCCAGCACCCCCUCCCAGAAAACCGGACCCAACGAUCAAAUUCCCGCCAAACGCCACCUCAGUUCUCCGGCAGCCAAAAAAUCCAAUGCCGCUGCCGCCACUGCCACCAAACCCUACGCGAAAAAGGCCAUGCAUGCCGGGCCGGGCUUCGGGCUUUCGGGCGAGCUCGACACCAUGAUCAACGACUACCAACGGGCCUCCCGGCCCGCGCUAUACGGCAACCUCGGAAACCUCCGGCAGGCCGGAAACGGCGGCACCGCCGCGCCAGAGGCCCACCAGCCGAGCCCGAGGUACGCCACGAGCGUGAUGGGCAACGUGGUGGCAAAGCCCGAAGCCAAGCCCGUGUCGCUGUGCCGGGCCAUAUCGACCCGGAUGGACCCGGAGGAGCUGAAAAUGCUCGGCAACGAAGACUACCGCAACGGCAGGUUCGCCGAGGCCCUGGCUCUGUACGAGGCCGCCAUCUCCAUCGACCCGGAGAAGGCCUCGUACCGGAGCAACAAGAGCGCGGCCCUCGUCGCCCUCGGGAAGCUUCUAGAAGCCGCCCUCGAGUGCCGCGAGGCCAUCCGCAUCGACCCUUUCUACCAACGCGCCCACAACAGACUCGCCCUUGUUCUCCUUAGAUUGGGAGAGGCAGAGAGGGCUCUGUUCCACUUCAAGCAGGCCGGCUCCGAGGCCGACCCCGACGCCAUCGCCAGAGCUAAGCAGGUUUUGAUCCAUUUGAACAAAUGCGGCGAGGCGAAGAUCCACAGAGAUUGGAUCACGCUCUUGAAGGAAUCAGCUCUUGCUGUCGACGCCGGCGCCGACUCUGCGCCUUCUGUAUUCGGAUUGAGGGCUGAGGCGUUGCUGAAGAUGAACAAGCAUGAAGAAGCCAUUGAAACAAUGGAGAAGAGCCCUGUUUUCGACGUCGAUCUCUGCACCAAAUUCUUCGGCCCUGUCGGGAGCUCGAGCUUGCUGGUAUUCCAAUCUCAGGUCCACUUAGCUGCUGGCAGGUUUGAUGAAGCUGUGGCAGCGGCGCAAGCAGCGGUGAAGCUGGACUCGAAAAGCAAGGAGGCGGUGGCGGUGGCGAAGAAGGCGAGGACGGUGGCAGCUGCGAGGGUGAAUGGCAACGAGCUCUUCAAGGGGGGGAGGUAUUCCGAGGCGUGCAUUGCGUAUGGCGAGGGGCUGAGCCACGAUCCGCAGAAUGCAGUCCUGUUGUGCAACAGGGCUGCGUGCAGAUCGAAGCUCGGGCAGUCCCAGAAGGCCAUAGAGGACUGCAACUCGGCCCUCAGGGUCCGACCGUCUUACACCAAGGCUAGGCUGAGGCGGGCUGAUUGCUAUGGCAAGAUUGGGAAAUGGGCGGCGUGUGUGGAGGAUUGCGAGGCGUUGUUGAGGGAGAAUCCGGAGGAUGAGGAGAUCGGGAGGAUGAUGAGGGAGGCGGAGGCGAAGCUGAGGAAGGGAGGUGGGAGGCAGGACUUGAACGGGGCGGGCGGGGACGCUGCUGGCUUGGCUGUGGUGGUGAGCAAUGAGCAUUUUAGGGAUUUUGUGGCUUCUUCUGGUACUUGUGUUGUUUUGUUCUCUACCAAGACAGCAGAUUCAAGAAUCUUGCAAGUUGUGGAGCAGCUCUAUCAGAGAUAUCCAUCUGUGAAGUUUCUCAAGGUGGACAUGGAGGAUCACGCUUCCUUGGCAAAAUCGGAGGGGGUGAACUCAUUCCCGGCCUUCAUAAUCUACACGAACGGAACGAGGGCGAGUCAGAUCGCAGGGGACAAGUUUGAUUUGUUAGAGACAUCGAUCAAAGGUUGCAUGAGAUCGUGAUCAUCUACACAAACACGGGACAAAUUUGAGAUCAAUGGGAGGAAAAUUGAUGCUUUUUUAGUAGGAAAUACCACAGAAAGAUUGAUCUUUUAGGACAAAACAAUGAACCAUAGGAUGUGAAGUGAAAGAAACAUUUGCUUCUCAUCAUUUCUUGAUUUCUUGUAAUGAUGCAUUUGUGUUUGUCUAGAGAAAAAGAAAAAGGGACAGCAUUCUUACACCAAUCUUUGAAGAAAUUCUUUUCUUUUUCUUCAGAAAAAGAAGUUUUGAAAUUUCGAAUAUGAGUGGAAGUUUCCUUUCCCUCCAAUUUCUUGAAUGAGAUUAUGAUAAUUGAUGUUUAAUUUUGUUUAAUCAAUCAUUAGUGGGAUUGAAGGGCCUACUAAUUAUGGUUGUUAGGGUGCGUAACAGCUAUACUUGGGUCAAUUAGAAAUUUAGGA